UUACUCUGUGCAACUGCAAUUUAUUAAAAAAGAAGUCAUUUGAUAAAAUCAAUUCUGCUAUGGCAUCGCCCCAGCAUCCCUCAUCCACAACCACCAUCUUCCUCGACCAACCACCCAGCUGUCUGCAAUUCUGUCCAGAAUCCCCAGACCACCUCGUCAUAGGCACAUACCUGCUAUCCGAAACCAAAGGCGAAGAAGAUGAAUCCACGUCCAUCCAGCAAACCAAAACCGGCAGUCUGCAACUGUGGCACCUGCACCCUGACACCAGCGCUCUAACCCAAAUCCAAAGACUUGCCCUGCCCUACGCGGUCUUUGAUCUCCAGUUCCACCCCAGAAACCCUAGGCUCCUGGGGAUCGCCAGCAGCGCUGCCUCCGUCGCGCUCUUCGCGGUCUCCGCGGGGGGGAUCUCCCUGCUCUGGACCCGUUCCGUGCACGAGGAUCCCUCGAUCCCGGCGCUGUUCCUCGCGUGGACGCCGGAGAACUGGCUUCCAGACGAGGGGGCCGACGGAUUCGCAGUUACUUUCUCGGACGGGCGCACGAGUGUGUUUGGAGCAAGGUCAUUGCGUGCUCUUACUGGCACCAGCACCGCUACUACUACUACUACUACUACUACUACUACCAGCACCGAUGAGAAGGAAGAAGAGGAAGACGGGAUCACCGAACUAAGCUCAUUCAACGCAAAGCAACCGAUAGAAAUCUGGGUUGUUGCACUGGCUGCGAUGGCAUCCACAGCCACAUCUCCAUCUAUCACCCCCUACCUAUUCACCGGAGACGACUUUGGAUCUCUACACAGCAGACGCUACCAAGAACCCCGCCCGCAAAGCAGCGGACCCGACCGUCACCGCCACGCUCGUCUCCCCCCCCCGCCGCCUCUUCCUCUUCUUCUUCUUCUUGCAGAGUCAGACGACCGAGCCCGCCACCAUACCGCGGGCGUCACCGCCAUCCUUCCCCUGCCGCUUCCGCUGACGCUAACCGACGGCGCCCCCUGUCUACUCACCGGGAGCUACGACGAGUAUCUCCGCGUGUACCGUGCGACGCGGACGGGGGAGGUGCUCGCGGAGACGUGCCUGGGCGGCGGGGUGUGGCGAUUGCAGUUACUGCGGACGGCCCACGAUGUCCCGGCGGGGAAAUGGACGUUUGUGGUUCUUGCGAGCUGUAUGCAUGCGGGCACGAGGGUGGUUAGAGUGAGUUUAGCCUGGGAUGGUGGGAGUGGUAGUCGUGGGGAGAUUGAGGUGCUGGGUGAGUUUACGGAGCAUGAGAGUAUGAAUUAUGCGUCGGAUGUGUGGAAGCCACGCGGGGGCCAUGAUUUGGACGAUGCGCAGGCGGAGCUGUGUGUUGUGGUGUCGAGCAGUUUCUACGAUCGGAGGGUUUGUGUUUGGAGAGUGAAUGUUUAGCUACCGCACCUACUAAGAGGCAGGAAGAAAUUGUUCGUUCGUUAAUUAGUAUUGGAAAAGUGGCGCUCUAAAAAAAAAAAAAAAAAAAUAUGACGAUGAUGAUGAUGAUGAUGAUGAUGAUGAUGAUGAUGAUGCAAAUGAACCC
Messenger RNA from Aspergillus ochraceoroseus IBT 24754, 1539 nucleotides. RefSeq lists its product as uncharacterized. The record is from RefSeq and is a predicted model, not a curated record. The coding region runs from base 60 to 1394 and encodes 444 amino acids. NCBI's taxonomy places the organism in Eukaryota, Fungi, Ascomycota, Eurotiomycetes, Eurotiales, Aspergillaceae. Gene Ontology annotation, molecular function: protein binding. The transcript is spliced from 2 exons.